UUAUAACAAGUUACUAUUGCCUUUUGUGUUUUGAAAAUGUGAUCUGCUAAUCAUGUAAAAAUUAUCUUCUGAUUCUCGAGAACAUUAAAUAUUUAAAUUGUUCCUUUGGCCUUUUGGAUGACAAAUAAGAAUAAAUGGAUCCCGUCUUUAAAAAUAUAUAGAUGAUUAAGAAAGGAAAUGGAGAUAUCAUGUUUAUUGAAAUCUUUUCCAGAAUUAUAACGAAAAGCACAUGCUUCAAGUAUGUGAGAUGCCUAAGGUAUUUCUAAUUAUGCAUUUGAAUGUUAAAUGUCUGUCACAGAAUAACUGCAAACUGAAAGUCAUCUUUCCGCAAUUAUGGCCUAAGAUAAACUGACAUUGACUUCUAUUAUCCAGAUGGCUCACUAAAUUUUGUGUGCUAUUUUCAUUUUAAAUUUAGCUUAAAUUAUUGUGAUAUUAUGAUUGUUUCUGUUACUGGCAUGCAGAGCUGAAUAUGAUCCAAAAAGUGAUUUAUUGGAUUAUGAGUUCAUGCUAAAAGGGAAAUGGUUUCAACGAAAGGACGUGGAGGUAAAGUUAAACAUAGAUUCAUUACGUCAGUAAAAGCAUUGGAUGUCGGAAAAUGCCUUAAAAGAUUGAUUUCAGUUUAUUUUAUAGUUCAUGACUAAAUUGUCAAACCAUAUGCUCUAAAAUCAUUCCAUUUCAUAAUUUGUUCCAACUCCUAAGUUAUUUGAUUGCUCUUUCGGAGAACUGUCACGUGAAGUAUUUCUGUUCUAGGAUGCCAAAAGGAAUGAUUUGUUAGCCUAUUUAAAAAACAUAAGUUUUAACACACAAAAUGUUUGCAUGUGAUGUUCUAAUUUUAUAUACCAAUUCAAUUGCAAAGUUCUUGUUGAUGUUUCUUUUUUUUCCCCCAUCAUAAGCCUUCUUUUGUUAUUAAGUCAUAUUCUAUUUAGUUCAGUUGAUGACCUGAAUUAUCAGUCUGUCAUGUAAUAUUUGAUAUUUUGCAGAUAAAAAAUAGUCGAGGUGAUGUUCUUCAAUGUAGUCAUUACAUGCCUAUCGUCAGCCCUAAUGGAAAGCGUCUGCCAUGUGUAAUAUAUUGCCAUGGAAACAGGUCACUCUGUGACAUUAUGCAUUUGUUUUUGUCCUUUAGACAUUAGGUGUAGACUGUCAUCGAGUAAAAGUAUAUUGUUGAAGUCUCAAGUGAGUGUUUUGGGUGAACAUCAUUGAUAACAACUGAUAAGAACUUGAGAGAACCAAACCACAUUCUAAGGCCUUAUAUAUCCGACACUAAAAUCACAUAUUUUCAUUGUGGGACUUGAGUCUCAUACCUUGCAAUCAAGAUCCUAACAUCAUUGAAGUUCCACAUCAGCUCCAUGUAUGACUAAAUAAGAGUUUAUAAAAUUUAAAAAAAUCCUCACCUUAUGAGCUAACUUGUGUGGUUGAGUUAGAUUUAAACUCCAAUUUAAGAUAUACAAUGAAAAUAUAUAACGGAUAAUUCAGCAUAAAAAGAGAAUUGGAGAAGUAAUAAACAAAACAUUAAGUGUACUUGUGUAGUUAGUUGGGUUUUUAUGUCUUAGAAGUUUGGCUGUUGGUUUGAACUCAUUUUAAUCUAUAAGGCUCUUCUUGUCCCCCUUUAUUUCAAACAUCAGUGUCUAAACCACAAUUCACUUUUCUAGAUUUUAUUAUGAUUUUUUAGAUAUUCAUAAUUCUCAUAUCUUUUGAGGUUCUUUGCUGGUGGUUGCUUGUUUGGUAUUGCAUUUUAUUGAUUUCAAUUUCGUAUGGUCUUUGCUCAUUUUGUGCAAUGUUUAUGGCAGUGGAUGUAGGGUUGAUGCCAGUGAAGCUGCUAUGAUUUUACUUCCUUCAAAUAUUACUGUUUUUGCUCUCGAUUUCUCAGGAUCGGGUGUAUCUGGCGGAGAGCAUGUAACUCUAGGUUGGAAUGAAAAGGAUGAUCUGAGGGCUGUGGUCAACCAUCUGCGGGCAGAUGGGAAUGUCUCUCUGAUUGGCUUAUGGGGACGCUCAAUGGGUGCUGUGACUAGCCUUAUGUAUGGUGCCGAGGAUCCUUCAAUUGCAGGGAUGGUUUUAGACAGUCCCUUCUCUGAUUUGGUUGAUUUAAUGAUGGAACUUGUAGAUACGUACAGAUUCCGUCUGCCAAAAUUCACGGUGAAGUUUGCAAUUCAAUACAUGCGAAGAACAAUCCAGAAGAAGGCAAAAUUCGACAUAAUGGACUUGAACACUGUUAAGGCAGCAAAAUCUUGUUAUGCUCCUGCUCUACUAGGGCAUGCCAUUGAUGAUGAUUUUAUACGUCCUCAUCACUCAGAUCAUAUACUUGAGGCUUACAUGGGAGACAAAAGCAUAAUUAAAUUUGAGGGAGAUCACAACUCUUCCCGUCCUCAGUUUUAUUUUGAUUCCAUAAACAUCUUUUUUCACAAUGUUUUGCAACCUCCAGAGGAUGAGUUUGGGGAAUCAUUUUUUGAUAUUAUGAAUAAUUACUUUGGUAAGGAUGUUUGGAGAUCUAUGCAUGAAUUUGACGGAAGUAAUGAACCAUCACUUGAAAACAAAGAACCAUCAACAAGCAGUACCGUUGAUGCCAUUAAUCAAGUCUGUUCAAAAAGAUCAAUGAGAAGGAUGGAGGCAGAGAAAUGCAAUGAUUUUUCGUCAUCUUCUACAAUGAUAAGUUUUGAAUUUUCAAACGGUCAUCUCCACGAUCCCCUUGUUCCAACCGAUCUAGAUGAUGACCGGUACGUGGAAUAUCAACUCAAUGACCUUGCAGGAUUUCCAUCUAGUGCAGAGGAAGAACAAAGAAUGUUCAUGGAAGCAGUGACAGAGUCACUGAAAGACAGAAAUCCACCAGUAGAACAACCACCUGUCAGCAGUUCUAAUACCGUGUCUGUAGGGCCAUCAGAUAAAGAUGACUCGCAUACUUCUUCACAUGAAAUUUCCAAAACUAUGGAUACAGAACCUUGUUUCGUCAAGCGCAGUGAACAUUCAACAGCCUCAACGCUUUCCAUUGCAUCUGAUCUAUGUGGACCCUUGAAAGCUGAGUCAAAUUCCCAAGAUCUGGCAUCUGAGCCAAGUCCAGUACCAAGUAUUUCAUCAAACAAAAUACCAACACCACAAUUGGACACUUCAUUAGUCACUGAUUCUGGCAAUACUGAUAGUACUUCUGCUAGCUUACAAAGUUCAUCAGACACUGACAUUUCGCACAACACAAAAGCUACAUUGACUGUUGUUAAGAAUCCAACAGGCCAUGUCAUAAAUGGCUUAUUGCGUCGUUGGGAUUUCAAAUUUUUCAGAAACAGUCACAACCGAUAAGAGUCUCAUUUAUCCUCUAUUGGUUAGACAUUGCUUUUGUAACCAUAAAAAUAUAUAGAGUUUGUAAAGUGCUCAAAAAAAGAAAUAGGUCGCUUGUACAAGUGUAUGUUUAGAUUAUCAUCUAACAAUUCAUCUAUUUUCUUUCACUGAGAGAGAAUUGUGUUUUCACCCCUUUGAACAGAGAUUUCUGGUGUCUCCAUUAGUGACUCAUGCUUGUGCAUGAUUUUCGUAAUCUUCCUUGGAUGCAUUUUUAUUUUUAUUAACAAAGAUUGGUGUAAUUGUAUCCAACUACUACUACAGGGUGGCUUUCUUC
Abrus precatorius (Indian licorice) is the source of this 3598-nucleotide messenger RNA. RefSeq lists its product as uncharacterized. The record is from RefSeq and is a predicted model, not a curated record. The coding region runs from base 1819 to 3285 and encodes 488 amino acids. The transcript is spliced from 10 exons. Lineage: Eukaryota; Viridiplantae; Streptophyta; Magnoliopsida; Fabales; Fabaceae.